Molecule: messenger RNA, 1675 nt
Organism: Arvicanthis niloticus (Nile rat)
Lineage: Eukaryota; Metazoa; Chordata; Mammalia; Rodentia; Muridae
Source: RefSeq, a predicted model, not a curated record
UUGAGGCCACGGGGGCGCCCGAGAGCUGAGGACACAGCUCCGGGGCGGAGCGGAGGGAGCGAAGCAGGAUCCUCCCCCAUUAUCUGGCGGGAAAAGCCUGAGGAGAUUUUUAUUUUUAAGUAUUAUGAAAUCUGAGGAUGGUGGGACAAGACGACUAAAUCCCACUUUCCUGUGAUACUGUAGCCGGAAAACUGUCGAAAUCUGUGGAUAAAUUCAUGGGAUAAGAGAAGAUGGCGUCUAGAGUGAAUACCACUUUCACUUUGAUACCCAACCAAAAAUGUAGACGUUCAAAUCAUCAAUCCAGCUAUUUUUGCAACACCCUCGAUUCAGAUCCUCAACUCUUAGCUACACUUGGAAAUUUUAAAGUCUUACCAUUGGAAAUAUUACACAUAAUUUUAAGAUAUUUGUCAGUGAAAGAUAUUGGCAUGUUAAGUAUGGUAUCCAAAACAGUCAGCCAGCACAUAAUUAAUUAUAUCUCAACCUCAUCUGGAAGUAGGAGACUUUUACUACAGAACUUUCAUGACCUUGAUCUGCCUGGCACAAAAGAAGAGACGGCUCUACUGGAGCACUACAGAGCUCUAGGUCUACUAUUUAAAAGAUGCACCUUGCUGCUUCCUACCAAGGAAAGACUGAAGUACAUUCACAAGAUACUCUCAGAAGUUUCCUGCUUUAAAUUCAGUGGCUGUUCAGCUCCUUUGCAGUGUUUAGGAUUAUCAUGUUACGGCAUGUUUUUACAGACCUUAACAGCAGGUUGGGAUGAACUUGAAUGCCAUCGUGUGUAUAACUUCUUAUGUGAGCUGACUAAUCUCUCCCGAAAGAUGCAGACUGUUGUCUGUAACAAACCAGGAAGUGCUCGAAAACUAGAGUUAAGGGUUAGACUAUUCUGUCGGAAUGUCCUACUUGAUCACUGGACGCAUCGAAGUGAUUCUGCAUUUUGGUUAACUCGAAUAUUAAAGCCAUGGCCAAUGGUGAAUCAGGCAAGAUUGCUAUAUAUUAUCUUUGGACCAACAUCUCCUCAUGAUGGGCAGGUGAUUUGGCAGGAAAUGAUAGAAGGACCUACAGAUGAAUCCAGUUUGAAAGGUUUGGCUAAUGCCAUUAAAUUACUGUAUGACACAGGUGCCAGAGGCUGGACAGCGGAUGAUGUCAUCAGUCUUGUAGAUGAGCUCUCAGUGGUUCCCCGGGAAUGGCUUCUGGAGAAUAAUGCACGCCUCCUAAUCCUGAGCGGGAACAACAUCUGUUUCACUUUCAUGGCUAGUAAAGCUGUAAAUGGACGAGCCGUUGAGCUGGCAAGACUCAUAGUCUUUUUGGCUUUGGUGUGUGAGAAAGAGUUGUACUGCAUGGACUGGACAGUUAGAAUGAUGCAAAAGGUCUGCAAAGUCUUCAGCACUGCAGCAGAGAGGAAGAGCUUCCUGCAGAGCGUAGCAAAUGCCUUUGCCUGUGUCACGAUGGAGAUGCUGCAGCCUGUCAUGUCUGGAGAGCGUGAUGACGAUGACAGAGGCUUCUUGAAUUUGUUCCAUCUUCUCCAUGCUCAGGCAAACUUCCAUAAGGAGGUACUGUAUCUGACCAUGAAUGCUGUCUCUUCCUAAGUCAGGAGGCUUGUCUCCUAAAGUGUAUAUGCCCCGCCCCCUGGACUGGCAUUCAGGAGAGUGAUGCUUUUUCACAUCCAAGGAUAGCA